AUGGCACCCAAAAAUGACUUUGAGCUGCUUAAAGAGACGGGUCAAGGCACUUUGUUCGCCAUCAAAAAAGACGAUCCUGGCCUGAAAUACAUUGCUCAGCCCUUUGGCGUUUUGAAAGGCUCCGACGUUGAAGGCGCCGACAAGCAAAAAGCCAUUGACGAAGCAUCUGCAUUCUACAACCUCUUCCACAGCUCGAAAAUCGGCUCGGCCAUCGCGCAAAUCUUCAACCACGAAAACAUAAUCUCCAUCGCCGGCCACAUAAAGACGCAUCCCGUGGCGAAAAGUUCAGAGUGCGCACAUCUUGAGGAGUACAUUGUAUGGGACUAUUGCGAUGCUUCAAACCUCAGCGCUCUUUUCCAAAGCAAGCCCUCUGAGUCUACCGAGUUUUACCUGCCAGAGUCAGUCUGCUGGCAUGUCUUGACGUCGCUUCUCAACGCCAUCACGUACCUCCACGAUGGAAAGAGACUGUUUCUAGAUACAGAGGCAUCGGGAGGGGCAAAGAAGAUGUGGGCAUCUGUGGAUCAAGAUUGGCUUCCGAUCCUGCACCGGGCGAUUGAGCCGAGAAACAUCUUCUUCCAGCGCCCUCGCGGCAUUGAGACGUAUGGGAUGUGUAAGCUGGGCAACUUUGAGCACGCAGUGGUGACGAACCAUGUGAUUACACAUGAUGGAGGAGAUGUCGCGGAUAAAGAUGAAGUCAGCAGGGCAAUGGCCCCGUAUCGUGGAAUGGAGGCUUUGGAUGCGACGCGCCAACAGUUGCUUGAAAGCGCUGAGACGUCCACUGCGAACCGCCCUUAUACCGUCGCCGAUGAACUGUUUGCCAUUGGGUCCGUCAUAUUCACCAUGAUGACCGGCCGGCAGCCAGCCAUCAACACCGACAGCUAUCUGGCAGCGGCGCAGUACUCGAACGAAUUAAAAGCCGUAGCACGAUACCUGCUCGACUUGCACUCCGGCGAGACACACGUGGACAGCGUCCUGCCGACAACCAUGGCCGUGACGGAGCAGUACCAGCAGUGGAAGCUUCACAGCGAAGAGGGCAGGCUGUACAAGGACAUUGAAGACGACAUGGCGGCGAGAUGCGGCGCAAAGACAAGGAUGGAGACGCACAGCUAA
This is a messenger RNA of Trichoderma atroviride IMI 206040, 1110 nucleotides long. NCBI's taxonomy places the organism in Eukaryota, Fungi, Ascomycota, Sordariomycetes, Hypocreales, Hypocreaceae. The record is from RefSeq and is a predicted model, not a curated record.